AAAAAAGGCGAACGGAACCCGAGCCCUCUUUAAUCUUUGUAUACCCUCACGGAGCCUUUUCCACUCAUCCUACCAUCUCUCCCCCCCUCCUUCCCAACCCCCGCAACCUCCCCGUCUGACUCGGAAAUACCAAACCGAAUCCCCUCUCUUUCCCCCCUCUCCCUCUCCUUUACUCAUACUCUCCAUUAGAAUCUCUUCCUCGCGUUCGUCUCCUCCUCUUCUUCUAAUAAUGACGACGGAAUCGACGUCUAUAAAGAGCAACCAUAUGCCCCCCUCCCUCGUCUCCAAUCUUCAGAGCGUCCUCGCCGCCCGGCGAGGUGGCGGAGGCGGAGAGGACGGAGGUGAGGGCGAUGCCAAGACCAGCGAGGAGGAGCCCCAGGCGGCCCCGUCCUCCGCCGCCGCCGCCGCCGAGGAGUCAGAUGACGGAUCCAAGAAGCCGGUCGUCCUCGUGACCAACGGCGACGGGAUUGGCUCCCUGGGGCUCGCAGCCCUCGUCGAGGCGCUCGUCCGCGGCGGCCAGUGCGACGUCCACGUCUGCGCCCCGGAAUUGGACAAGUCUGCCUCGGGUCAUUCAGUCACCGUUCGCGAGACCGUUGCUGUGACUUCUGCAGGGUUUAAUGGUGCCACGGCUUUUGAGGUUUCUGGGACUCCUGCUGAUUGUGUCUCUUUGGCUUUGUCCGGUGCGUUGUUUUCAUGGUCCAGGCCAGCAUUGGUCGUCAGUGGUAUUAACAGGGGAUCAAAUUGUGGCCAUCACAUCUUCUACUCGGGUGCUGUUGCUGGAGCUAGAGAGGCUUUACUAUGUGGAGUACCUUCACUUGCAAUCUCAUUGAAUUGGAGGAAGGAUGAAAGCCAGGAAAGUGAUUUCAAGGAUGCAGUUGAAGUUUGUUUACCACUAAUACAUGUGGCCAUUAGGGAUAUCGAAAAGGGACUUUUCCCAAAAAGUUGCCUGCUGAGCAUAGAAAUUCCUACAUCCCCUUCUACAAACAAGGGCUUCAAGCUGACCAGGCAGAGUCUAUGGAGGUCUUCUCCUAACUGGCAUGUGUUAUCAGCAAACAGGCAUCCUUCUGCUGGGCAGUUCAUGUCUAUGCAUCAAAGCCUUGGAGUACAGCUUGCACAGCUUGGCCGAGAUGCCUCUGCAGCAGGAGCAGCUCGUCGCAUUACUGCUCAAAGGAAGAAUGUGGAAAUAGAAUCAGUUGCAGCAGCUGGAAAACCUGAGAAAAGAGAGGUGGUGAAGAAGUACUUCCGUUUAGAGUUUCUUGAGAAGGAGCAAGAAGAAUUAGAUGAAGAUCUUGAUUUUAGGGCUCUGGAAAAUGGCUUUAUUGCUGUAACUCCUCUACAUUUAAACGUCCAUGCGGGGUCUGAGAUCCAAGCCUCUGUUUCGGAGUGGCUUGCCUCAGCUCUAACAGGAGGUGGAGAUGCUCUCUGAGGCUGACACGAGACAUUAGUUUAACCUGUAUACUGUUGUAGGUGGUUACUUUGUUUUCUGCCCCAUGGUCAAGGUGUCACGUUUAAUUCCAAUUUGUGCUCAAUCCAUUUUGUUCGUUCAUUGUUCUCUGCAACUGAAGAAACCCAUGCUUCAUCCAUUACAUUAGUAGAAUCAGCAGUUGGCCGCAUGGGUUCCAAUUUUCUAGUCACCCUGCCUCUUGUUAGGUGUGUUUCUUGUCUGGAACAAAUGGCUUCUAUUCUGAAUUGUAAAGGGAGGUGUGGGGUGUUGUGGUUUUGAUUUGUUUAGAUUGGAGAUGGGCAGCUCUGCCUGGAUUUUUUUUCCUCCUUAAUGGAGUCUUUUUAGACAUAUUGGUG
Molecule: messenger RNA, 1800 nt
Organism: Phoenix dactylifera (date palm)
Lineage: Eukaryota; Viridiplantae; Streptophyta; Magnoliopsida; Arecales; Arecaceae
Molecular function (GO): nucleotidase activity
Source: RefSeq, a predicted model, not a curated record